UAUAUUUUGCGCCCAAUUGUGUUUUUGGGAAAGAUAAAGAAGCUAGAAAAGCAGUGGCUGCCUACUUGAUUCUCUCUACUGUUGAUGAACACAGCAUUUUCUAGCCCAAUCCUUCAUGACAGUAACCUCUUUCCUUUAUCAUUACAUGUAAACCUAGUCAUCAUCCUUUUGCUUUCUCUCUCUCUUCUCUACUAACCUUUCAUCCACAACACCUUUUGGCUUUUCCCCUUCUAUAUCUCCUAUCUUCAUUCUAUUAGCGUUGUGUUUUUUAAGCACUACUAUUGUAUGAAUCUCACUAAAAAUCCAUAGGGUUCUUCUCCUGAAACCCAGAAAACACCUCUGAUUAUGAUGGCCAAAGUAGCUUCAAAGGGGCUGUUCUUAUUCUUCUUGUCUCUUCUCACUCUUAGCUCUUCAGGAACUUUUGUGGGUUUCUCCUACAAUGCCAGAGGAAUCACUUCAGCUGCUUCACUUGGCAGAAUAGUAUCAUUUCUUGAGCUAAACAAGGUCUCUGCAAGUCAUAUUCGAGUUUUUGCUGCAGAUCACAGGGUUUUGAGUACACUUUCCAACUUUAAUGUGUCUGCCGAUCUUUAUUUAGAUGACAGCUUGGUUGAGAAAUUGACAAAGUCUAAACCAUCUGCCAUUUCUUGGCUUAAGGCCCAAAUAGUGACCUUUCUGCCCCAUGUGUACAGUAGCAUCAUUGUAAGUGGCAACAAUGGCUUGUCAAAGCUUUUAUCCGCCUUGAAAUCAAUCCAUUCUGUCCUGAGUAGUUUUCAUGUUGACAAUGAAGUUAAGGUCUCAGUAGCAUUUUCUCUGUCAUUCUUAGAAAAUUUGAAUAGAACACAAGAAAAAGAUCUCCGUAGGAUUUUGGGAUUUAUCAAGAGAACUACGUCUUUUGUCAUUGUAGAAACCAGUCUUGAUAUGGAUGUAGAACUGGGCAUGAAAGAUUUGUUUAUUCAAUCAAUGAUCCAAAAAGUUGCAGUUGCCACUUCUCUACUUUCUCCCAAUGAUGCUCCCAUAGUUAUGAUUAUCAAGAGCCUUGUUAUUCCUGGUGCAAAAGAAGUAGCUGAAUUUGGAGAUAGGGUUUCAAAAUCUUUAGAAAACACUAAGAUCAGAGGUCAGGUAGCUGGAUUGUAUGCAGAAGUAUCUUCUGUAGAAGAUUUCGCGGAAAAAGAGCUGGAGAGGGAACAUGAACAAAUCUUUCCUUCAUCUCGAAGAGAAAUCUUGAGAAACUUCAAAACUACUUUACAUGAUGAUAUAAUUAAUCCACCUACAGUUUUUCCAACAAAUCCUGGAUCGACUCCACCUGUCGUCACUCUCCUGCCAGAUACUCCAACACCAACAAUAGUCACUGUCCCUGCUACCAAUCCAGUCACUGUAACACCUACCAAUCCUGUAUCCACUCCAUUACCUUUCCCCAACACCACACCUGUCAAUGUCCCCCCUACAAACCCUUCUGUCAAUCCACCACCACCAAUUACCAAUCCAGUCACAACACCAGCACCUAUUACAGUUCCAGGUGCACAACCUGUAAGUCCUGUGACAACAUAUCCAGCCCCAGCAGGCAAUGUUCCAGUCACAGCACCAGUGACAAAUCCUGUGGCACCUCCUGCUACGACAAAUGCUCCAGCAAUUCCAGGACAGAGCUGGUGUGUUGCAAGGUCCGGAGUGAUGGACACAGCACUUCAGUCAGCGUUAGAUUAUGCAUGUGGAAUGGGAGGUGCUGAUUGUUCACAGAUCCAGCAGGGUGGGAAUUGUUACAAUCCAAACUCUCUUCAAAACCAUGCCUCGUAUGCAUUCAACAGCUAUUAUCAGAAGAAUCCUGUGGCAACUAGCUGUGAUUUCGGAGGGACUGCCACUACAGUUAAUGUGAAUCCAAACUUGCAUAACAUUGAAACAGGCACUGGUUCCUGCAUUUAUCCGUCAUCAUCAUCAUCAUCAUCAUCAUCCACUCCGUCAUUGCCAGCGACCACAACUUCACCUGCAAAUCCAGCGACAACUUCACCUGCAAAUCCAGCGACAACAUCACCUGCAAAUCCAACAACAUCCCCACCGGCGAUCGGUGUGCCAGGCGCCCCCCCAUCAGUUUUGAACUCAUCAACCAACCCUGCCUCAAGUUUCGGUUUCAAUACUCCUCCUGCUCUCAACUCUUCAGCAUCCAAGUCAGCUACUUUGCAGCCAUUUAUUGGUUGUGCCAUUUUGGUAACAUCAUUUGUUGCCAGAACAAUCAUUCUAGACAACUAGAAUAAAGAUUUUCUUUAUGCUCGCCAAUGGAUUGGAAGCUCAUGCUUCCGAAUUCCAGCAGUUUCAAAGUUCUGUACAGAUGAAUCAUCUUUGAUAGUAAAGAAACUGGAGGCAAGUUCCACAAGAAUGAAUUACAACACCAAGAUCCUGACAAACAUUUUCUGGCCAGCCGGAGGUUGCGCAGAAUGUAAAGACUUUUACUGCUGAAGGUACAAAUCAAUUUCUACAUGUUUAAUAUUAGGCUGCUAGUAGUGAAGGGUAAUGAGGUUGGAUAGUAGUUGUUCAAUACCAAUUUUGUUCCUGUAUAUUUUCACAACGUAGUUUGGAGAUUCUGAUUAAUCUAGUUAAAUAAUUCACAAAGAGGAUCGCUUAUUUUAGCAAA
Messenger RNA from Populus trichocarpa (black cottonwood), 2623 nucleotides. RefSeq names its product glucan endo-1,3-beta-glucosidase 12. The record is from RefSeq and is a predicted model, not a curated record. The transcript is spliced from 4 exons. Bases 346 to 2241 code for a protein of 631 amino acids. NCBI's taxonomy places the organism in Eukaryota, Viridiplantae, Streptophyta, Magnoliopsida, Malpighiales, Salicaceae.